Lolium perenne is the source of this 963-nucleotide messenger RNA. The record is from RefSeq and is a predicted model, not a curated record. NCBI's taxonomy places the organism in Eukaryota, Viridiplantae, Streptophyta, Magnoliopsida, Poales, Poaceae.
AUGACCUCCCCUCGCCGAGAAGCCGGCGCUACAGUGCACGUUGUUCUUGUGCCCUAUGGAAGGAGCUCGUUCCAGUUUGAAGACCCGACGCAGAGACCGCCACGUGGGUACUCGAACAUCCUUGGGGGCCUACUUAGGUGGUAUUUCCCUGGGAUAGUCAACUUCCCUACUGGUGGCUGCGACGUAGCUUGGAGGUGGGCGCACUACAGCCUCGCGGAAGAUCCUCUUGGCCGCGGCACCGCGGCGGAUAUGGUUGUUGCCAAAUUCUGGAAAUACUUCAAGAGGGCCGAGGGCAAGGAGAAUGCGUGCGAUGAUGUCCUACACCAGCUUGCAAGGAAGAGGGUGACUGGCAUGCACUACGAGGCACGUAUUCAAUGCGUCCGCGACUGGCACGCCGACCGCUUCGUCCACAUGAGUAAGGAGGACGCUCGCGACACGCUCAUGCAGCCGUGGCGAUACUUGCAGGUGUAUUUGCAUUUAUUCAGGACAGGAGCGAAGCCUAACGUCUUUGCCGUGCUAAAGAAGAUGAAGCAAAGGAAGACGCCUGAUCCUGAGACGGGGUCCUUGUGGGUUAACCCGCAAUCCGAGACCCAGUGCACGGCGUAUGUCUCCAAGUUCAAGCAGAAGCACGGCGAGGACGCCAAUCCAGAGGCCGAGGACUUUGACCCUGAGGUCGCGGUGCUUGCGGGAGAAGGCUUGAAGCAUGGCCGCCUAUGGUUUGGUGACGGGUGCGUCGACCCAGCGAGGGUUCCCUCUCUCCGCCAGAUCCGUCGUGGUCGUAAGAGCGGCCAGCCUGAGGUAGAGCCCCGGCCACGGGCUUCGGAUCUAGCUGUCGAGCGGUUACGGGAGGAGAUGGCAGCGAAGGAGCAAGCGGCCCAGGAGCAAAGGGCGCAGAUGGAGCAGCAGAUUCUGCAGUACCAGCAGCAGCAGAACACGGAUGAUGCAGCGAGAUCUGGCUCAUGA